GCUAUAAAAGACGGGAAUCGCGUGUCAGAAUUCAUUCGAUUCGUAUCGUUCAACUGCAACGUUCUCGAGUUUAUUUCCCUGCGAUUUAUCACCGAAAAUGAAUUUCAACAACGACUACUUGGUGUCGUCGAACAACAGCAUCAACGACAACAAAGUAAACGCGAAAAAAGUGGCACGCAAUCCCAUGCACCAGAUCAAGAGGAUGAUCAAGUGCAUUCUGAUGAAGGGCAAGAAGAACACCUACAAGGGCACCGCUCAGCCCAGCUACUUCAACGAUGAGGAGAUCCAGGACAAUCUGGCUAAUGAGAUUUUGGAGAACGAGAUCUUUGAGGAGAUCGACUGCUGCGAAGACUUCGCCGCAGUGCCCAUUUACCAUGAAUCUGGCACGGAGAUCCUGCCGAUAGUCCGCGGCCAAAGGUACAUCCCAGUGAAUUUUGCCAGAACCGAAGCCGGCACCUUCUUCUGGACGUCGGUGGCGUCUGCAGACAGUGACAUCGUAAAAAACAAUGCCAUCUCGAGCCAUCAGGUUCCGGAACUGCAAGUGGCCGUCGACCGAUGGGCCCAAGCUUAGGUUCCCGAUAGGAACCCGCUUCACUCCUGAUUGUGAUCGCAGCCAGUGCCUUAAGACUUUAACUUUUUGUGAUGUCUUUGCUCAAUGAUUUUUACCUCAUUUAUUGACACAAUUGUGAUAUCUACUGUAGUUUUAGGCUUUUGCUACUGUUGAUUGUAAAUAUGUCCUGAACUAGUUUUAAGAAUCUGAUGUACCGAUGUGAUGAGAGCUUUAAUUUGGAUGUUAUCCGACUGUUAUACGUAUAUGUAGGUCUUCCUAUAGGUAUUAGAGAACUUAUUUUUAUUGAUUAAAAACUUAUUUGCAAUUA
Messenger RNA from Dendroctonus ponderosae (mountain pine beetle), 878 nucleotides. Its product is annotated as enhancer of split malpha protein. NCBI's taxonomy places the organism in Eukaryota, Metazoa, Arthropoda, Insecta, Coleoptera, Curculionidae. The transcript has a single exon. The coding region runs from base 98 to 571 and encodes 157 amino acids. Gene Ontology annotation, biological process: Notch signaling pathway; sensory organ development. The record is from RefSeq and is a predicted model, not a curated record.